Pangasianodon hypophthalmus (striped catfish) is the source of this 2905-nucleotide messenger RNA. RefSeq lists its product as uncharacterized. The coding region runs from base 293 to 1060 and encodes 255 amino acids. NCBI's taxonomy places the organism in Eukaryota, Metazoa, Chordata, Actinopteri, Siluriformes, Pangasiidae. The transcript has 8 exons. The record is from RefSeq and is a predicted model, not a curated record.
UAUAAGAAAGACAUGAAAGCAAACCACACCGUCUAAGCUCACUCAGGCUACUCACUGCAGUCCAGACACUCUCACACGCGCCUUUUCCGGUUUGCUGUAAGAGCAGGCAGAAGUAGGCUCACAUACUGACUACAGCUUCUUAACCUGAGAAAGAAUCAGGCUGAGCUCAUGUUCAGUGCUAACCUGUCAUAUCCAAGCAAGUGAAUCGGUAAGACGCGAGCCGAACCUCGACACUGAGAGCGCUGAUUUCCGGGUGAGCACGACGUGACUGAGAUAUGAGCAGUUUGGAAACAUGGACAUUGAAUUAGACGAAUUAAAACCAUCCGUCAACAAUAACGACGAAGUCGACCCAGGAGUUGAGGUGCACCCAGGAAAUGGAAGCUGCUCAAACCACAACACGCCCAGUGCCACUGAAGCCAGUCGAUUACUCUCAGAUGCACAGGCUGCUGGGAGCAAUGGAGAACACUGUACUGUAGCAGAUAUCCCAGAUGACCCGUCGGGGCAAAGUCUUAAUAAGCCCGUGGGGAAACUCGGCAGAUUGAAAAAGGAGCUGAAUGAACCAGUCUGUUGGAAUCUCAAAAUGUGGAUGCUUAUUCUUAUCAGCUUCCUUUUAAUCAUUCUUACCAUCCUUCUCUCUAUUUAUUUCUGCUCAGUUUAUCAGGAGGACGUGGAUGACAAGUACAAUGUUGCAGAAUUUGUGGUGCCACGCUUCUUUCAUGGGAAUUUUACACUUCUCAACAAGAAUUUAGCUUUAGAUGCACAGUCACAACCCACGGAUCCUCUUCUCAUUCUUCAGCAAAAUUUGACUCACAUCUACACAUCCUCACAUGCCCUGGGUCGAUACUUCGUAAAUGCUACAGUAAACCCACUGAGAAACAGCAAGUCUAGUGUUGAGUAUGAGCUGAAAUUUAUGAUGCCUGAAGAGCACAAGCAGUUAAUACUAUACACUCUGAGCAAAGAGAUGGUGUAUCAUGUGCUUCUGCAAGAGCUAUUUGACCAGGACACUGGGGACCCACUUUACAUCGAGCCGUCUUCACUCACCAUGGAAGUUGGAAGUUAAAUGAGCUGUACUACAACCACAGUCCUGAUGUGCAAAUUUCUACAAACUCCUGUAUAUGAUGACCACAAUACUCGCUCCGGUAUGGUCAUGAAAUUCUGUGCCUGUCCUUACACUGGAACCACUGUAUUAAGAUAUUUUAUUAUGUUAUUGACCACAACACUUAAUAGUAAAUGAGAACAUAUUUCUCAAACAGGUUCAGGUUCAGUAGGAAGCUUAUUCCAACUUUUAGUCAUUUUCCUGCUCCUAGUCUUUACACACUUCAGGCGUCUGUGCACCUUUAAUAAGGACAGGAGCUCUUAUCAGACACAUUGUGUGUUUAUCUAUUGGGAGUGGAACUCUAGACCAACUAACAUUUCCUUCCUGUUCUGUUCCAUAAGAAUGUUUUAACAAGCCUUAUUGAGACUCUUAGAGUUGUAUCCUUAGUAGAAAAUAUUGCUGUAAGUAUUAUAAUGAUAUUUGUUUGAAUACUAAAUAUUACUUAACUUUAUAUAUUUUUAUAUGUACAGUGAGGUUUUCAUAUCUUUAUUUUAUCCAAGUGUCUUUAUAAGAGUCACAAGGUGGUGCUGUUGCUUUAUAUGACACCAUGUCAGUCUCAACACUUCCACCAUUUCAAGCUGUCCCUGUGGUCGUUUUAAUUAUUUAUUAUAUAUUAUAAUAAUUUGGUCAGUGUGUUUGGACUCUGAUAAAUUUUACUUCAUGAUUUUUUUUAUGAUUUUGUAAUAUUGUGAGCAAAUGGCAAUUAGUCAUUUUUUUUAAUGAAUUUGUAUAUAUGAACAAAUUAAAUAUAAGUAGAUAUUUUACAAGCAUAAAGCUUAUGACUUUUUAAUUCCCCCCAAAGAUAAUAGCUUCUGUUAAUCCAAGUGAGCUGUGAAAGUAGCUGCAGAUGCAACGUGGGUUGAUAAAAGUAUCACAGUGCAUUUUCCUCCCCCAAAAAUGAUACAGCUCUCAAUAUAGAGCUCUUUUGAACUGGAUAUCCUGGGAUCUGCUGCAGAAAAACUAAGCAGAAAUUCUGAAUUAGCAAUUGCUUUUGAAUUGCCAAUUAAAAUUCCAUAAUGCAAUGUCUCUCAUACAGUGCGAACAAAAUCAGACUUGGUGUUUGUGCAACAGUCUGCUUUGUAGCAAUAUCAUUUUAUUUUUAUGAGAUGAGGUCUCAAGUUGUAGAGAGAGUCAGAAGUCAUUUGUCAAUGUGUCAGUAAACUGUCAUCCUGGCAAAUCACGUUAACUCCAGUCAGUCAGUCAGCCGAAACAUGUUGGUGGCAAACAAGUUUGCUUACUUUUUACCCUGGAGCUAUAAAUAGUGUAGUCCUGUAAUGGUAGUUAGUAAUUAGUCUUUUUUUCCAGAAUCUCUGUCACAUAGUUAGGCACAAGCAUCAGGCUCACAGUGUUUAAAGUUUGAAUAUAUCAGAAGUGAGCUUAUUAGAAGUGAUUGAGAUAGUAAUUCCAAUUUUAAACCUACAGAUUAUUGUUCCAUUACGUACAAAUGGUAUUACUUUUAAUUAAGUAAGUCUUUUAUGUAAGUGUGUGAUGAUUCAGGCAUGCAGGUUGAAAGUGUUUUUAUUAGCAGUUAUGGUAUUUAUGGCUUCAUUGCAGCUCUAAAGAAGCAAACCUCUGAUGCCAAACAUGUCCUGGCUAACUGAAUACUUUCUUGUUAUAAGGGGAAAACUGUACACGGUUCAUUUUUGGCUGAUCUGCUGAAUCUUCAUGAACCUGGUGCAGCGUUUCCUAACCAUGCUCCUGGAAAGUCCCUGCACUGAAUAUUUGAGUUUUUUUCUGUCUAUGCUAGUGUGUUUUGUCCUGCACAAGGCAGAGUACAUCUAGUUUCUAAUAAAGCUCUUAACAAGAUCA